Messenger RNA from Conger conger (European conger), 1416 nucleotides. RefSeq names its product cysteine and glycine-rich protein 1-like. The coding region runs from base 120 to 704 and encodes 194 amino acids. Lineage: Eukaryota; Metazoa; Chordata; Actinopteri; Anguilliformes; Congridae. Gene Ontology annotation, biological process: sarcomere organization; muscle tissue development. The transcript has 6 exons. The record is from RefSeq and is a predicted model, not a curated record. Gene Ontology annotation, molecular function: structural constituent of muscle; actinin binding. Gene Ontology annotation, cellular component: nucleus; cytoplasm; Z disc.
CCCCCGUCUCUCUGUAUUAAACACAGAUCUCCAGUGGCCGUGUGCUGCCAUUCUUCAUCACAUUUGCACUGAACUGAGACAAAACUCACAGCACACGAAAGACCACUGCCUCAGACAGGAUGCCGUUUGGAGGAGGAAACAAGUGCGGCUGCUGCCAGAAGACGGUGUACUUUGCCGAGGAGGUCCAGUGUGAGGGCAAGAGCUUCCACAAGUCCUGCUUCCUCUGCAUGGUGUGCAAGAAGAACCUGGACAGCACCACGGUGGCCGUGCACAUGGACGAGAUCUUCUGCAAGUCCUGCUACGGCAAGAAGUAUGGGCCAAAAGGCUACGGAUUCGGGGGAGGAGCCGGCACCCUGAGCAUGGACACGGGCGAAUCGCUUGGAAUCAAACACGACGAGCCGGCCCCACACCGCCCCACCACCAACCCCAACCCCAACGCCGCGAAGUUUACCCAGAAGUCCGCGGGCUCGGAUGUUUGCCCCCGCUGUGGCAAGACCGUCUACGCUGCCGAGAAGGUGGUGGGGGGCGGAAACUCCUGGCACAAGAGCUGUUUCCGCUGUGCCAACUGUGGGAAGGGCCUGGAGUCCACCACCCUAGCUGACAGAGAUGGAGAAAUCUACUGCAAAGGGUGCUACGCCAAGAACUUCGGUCCCAAGGGGUUCGGGUUUGGGCAGGGUGCCGGCGCGUUGGCACAUUCCCAGUAGGUUCCGGAAAACCGCAGAACCCAACGCAGUGGACAGCUGGCUCACGUGGAUUUCCCCGCUCCCAGCAUCCUUCACUCACUCCCAGCAUUCCUCUGCAGAACACGAUGUGACCACAGAUAGAGGCACAAGAGCUUAGCGUCACGGGGGCUCAUUCCAAUCCCUUAUUUUUGUCAUCUUUUUUCUCGCUCUUUUAUCUACUGCUAGCUCCGCCCCUCAUUAGGCAAAUGGAAUGUCCUCGCUCCUUCUAAGUUCAGUUCAAAGCCAUGUCAGUUACAGACAUGGCAGAUGGGGAGAGGUGGAUCCACAGGUCAGUUACAGAUGUGGCAGAUGGGGAGAGGUGGAUCCACAGGUCAGUUACAGACGUGGCAGUUGGGGAGAGGUGGAUCCACAGGUUAGUUACAGACGUGGCAGAUGGGGAGAGGUGGAUCCACAGGUCAGUUACAGAGGUGGCAGAUGGGGAGAGGUGGAUCCACAGGUCAGUUACAGAUGUGGCAGAUAGGGAAAGGUGAAUUUAUACUGUACGUCAGGCUUUCCGUAAAAAUACUUCCACAAAGGAUGCGCUGACGUUUUCUUGCUAACAGGAAAGAUCGGGAGCUCCCAACUUCUAGCUCCUAGAAGGAGCAUUUAACAGGCUAGAUUGUCCUUAAAGAUGAUGGACCUCAAUCGAUUUCUCAGUCAGGAGCAAGGAAAAAAAUAAAAAAAAUAAAAUAAA